CCGCCCCUCCAGGCAGUCCUCGCUUCUCCACCGGGAACCUUUCCUCAGCCGCGGCUUCGCCUCCCCGCCGGGGCGUAGCUGUGCGGGCUGCGGAGCUCCCGCGACCCAGAAACACUCGGGCACGGGCGGAGCGGCGGGUCGGUGUAGCUGCGCCAUGGCCGCGUCGGCCUGGUGCUGCCUGCGCUGCUGCAGGGACGGCGGGACCGGCCACAUUCCCCUCAAGGAGAUGCCGGCCGUCCAGCUGGACACGCAGCACAUGGGAACAGAUGUCGUCAUUGUGAAGAAUGGAAGAAGAAUCUGCGGCACCGGAGGUUGUUUAGCCAGUGCGCCUCUGCAUCAGAACAAAAGCUACUUUGAGUUCAAAAUCCAGUCUACUGGAAUCUGGGGUAUAGGUGUUGCAACUCAGAAAGUUAACUUGAACCAGAUUCCUCUUGGCCGCGACAUGCAUAGUCUGGUGAUGAGAAAUGAUGGAGCCCUGUACCACAACAAUGAAGAAAAAAACAGACUGCCAGCAAACAGCCUUCCUCAGGAGGGAGAUGUAGUGGGUAUUACAUAUGACCAUGUAGAAUUAAAUGUGUAUUUGAAUGGGAAAAACAUGCAUUGUCCAGCAUCAGGUAUACGAGGGACAGUGUAUCCAGUUGUAUAUGUUGAUGACAGUGCAAUUUUGGAUUGCCAGUUCAGUGAAUUUUAUCAUACUCCUCCACCUGGUUUUGAAAAAAUAUUGUUUGAGCAGCAGAUCUUCUGAAUGUGUUUGUUUUCAAAACUUGCACCUCUGCACCACCACACAAGCGUUCACCACUUAAUAAAGCUCUCCCUGAUCUAGAGAUGAGAACACAUUCUGGAAAUUUCUCUUCUUACUGUUGUCUAAGGGACCCGUGUAUUCAUCAUACCAUACUGAAGUUGGAUUUAAAAUGUCUAGGCAUUGUGAUAGAAAAAUCAGCAUUUGGGGCCUCUUAUUUAAUCUUAUUUAAACUAAUAAACCAUGGGUUUGAUUAACAGUAUUACGUGGUAACAUGUAUAUAAAUAUUUAAAGGGAUUUUUCUUAUAUAAAGUAUUUGUUUGACAGUAAUGUGUAAUUGAGUGAUUUUUUUUUGUCAUUCUGAGCUUGAGUCAUCACAUCUGUAAGCCAAUAAUUUUUUGUCUCCUUGUCUUUUUUGAUAAAUUGAACUGGCAGUAACUUAUAUACCUUGCAGCUUAGCUUUGCUAACAUAUUUCCUCUGUUUCAUGGACCACUUUUCUUAAAACAACCUGCUUCUUUUGCUGUGUUAUAUCACUGCUUUCUGUUGCCUUUUUGAAAGGUGAGAAACUCUAGUUAUUAGACCAUCUUGUUGAAAACUAUCAAGCUGAGUAAGAAGUGGUUGAUUGUAUGUAGUACACUGGCAGGCAUUUACAAGAGUUAUGAUGCUUUAAAUCUGAAUGAGCCAAGUGUGGUGGCACACAGCACCUGGGAGACAGUUUGAGGCUAGCCUGGUUCAUAUACUAAGUAUGAAUACCAAGGCAACAAGGACUAUGUAGGGAGACCCUAUCAAAAAAAAAAUCUAAUUGUAUAUUUGCUGUAAGGAAUAAUAAACACUUAUUAAGGAUUA
Messenger RNA from Peromyscus leucopus (white-footed mouse), 1586 nucleotides. It is a transcript of the gene Spryd7, whose product is annotated as SPRY domain containing 7. Gene Ontology annotation, molecular function: protein binding. The record is from RefSeq and is a predicted model, not a curated record. The transcript is spliced from 5 exons. Lineage: Eukaryota; Metazoa; Chordata; Mammalia; Rodentia; Cricetidae. The coding region runs from base 155 to 745 and encodes 196 amino acids.